Messenger RNA from Scheffersomyces coipomensis, 992 nucleotides. RefSeq names its product mitochondrial 54S ribosomal protein uL4m (gene YML6). The transcript has a single exon. NCBI's taxonomy places the organism in Eukaryota, Fungi, Ascomycota, Pichiomycetes, Serinales, Debaryomycetaceae. Gene Ontology annotation, cellular component: ribosome. Bases 167 to 925 code for a protein of 252 amino acids. Gene Ontology annotation, biological process: translation. Gene Ontology annotation, molecular function: structural constituent of ribosome. The record is from RefSeq and is a predicted model, not a curated record.
GUAUAAUAGUGUGAGAUAAUCAUUAACGAUUUAAAUAUAGAAGAUAGCUGUUAGGUGAUAAUAAUUUGUACAUAGGAAGGAAACCCCUCAUAGCAUAUUCAAAAAAUAAUAUAAAUCAAUCCAUUUACAUUGCAUAAAAAUACUACAAAUAUACCCAAAUAGAGAGAUGUUUAAACAAUCAAUUCGUAAGUUGGCUACUGAAGCUACAUCAUCCAUACCAUCAUUCAACAUUGCAUCAGCUCCCAAAUAUACCUUAGCAUCAUUACGUACAUUUCCAUCAUUAGAACCUCAUACAUUUGUUCCAUUACCUCAUCAAUUUUUCAAUGGAUCAACUAGAAGAGAUUUAUUAUGGAGUGCAGUAGUAUAUGAAGCUGAUAAAGCUAGAGUUGGAUCUGGUUAUGUACCCACCAAGGGGGAUAAACCAUUUUCAAAUAGAAAGUUAUAUAAACAAAAGGGUACUGGUAGAGCCAGAACUGGGGAUGCUAAUUCACCUCAUAAAGAUAAUGGAUUAAAGGCUCAUGGGAUUAAAGCUCCCCAUGAUUGGUCUACUGAAUUACCAUUCAAGAUAUAUAGUAAAGCAUUCCAAGCUGCACUUUCUGAACAAUAUAAGAAUGGGAAAUUAUUUAUAAUUGGAGGUGAUAAAGAUAUUAGUAAUGAAUUUGAUACUAAUGUAUUAGAUUUUGAAUAUAAUCAUGAAUCAGUAACUAAUCAAUUUGUGGAAAAGCAUAAUUUAGAGAAAUUGAAUUUAUUAUUCAUAACUGAUAAUCAAAGAGAUAAUUUAAUAACUUCGACUGAAGCCAUUGGAUCUAAAGCUAGUGUGAUAAUUAAAGAUGCCGUUGAAGUAAGAGAUAUUUUAAGAGCCAAUCGUAUUUAUAUUGAAUUGCCAGCAUUACAAUGGUUUAUUGGUAAGUAUGCUGUGGUGUAGGUUCUUACUAUUGGUAUGAUUAUAGUUUAAAUAGAAUAUAAAAUACAUGUACAUAAUAUUAAUGAAC